This is a messenger RNA of Pyrenophora tritici-repentis Pt-1C-BFP, 885 nucleotides long. NCBI's taxonomy places the organism in Eukaryota, Fungi, Ascomycota, Dothideomycetes, Pleosporales, Pleosporaceae. The record is from RefSeq and is a predicted model, not a curated record.
AUGGUCUCGCGCGAUGGCUCCGGCUCUGUACGUAACGGCCUUCUUCUUGAGUACUUGUUUGGCUGCAAUGCAUGGCACUCAACAAACUACUUGGGCGCUUACGACAAGUAUGGUAAUCUCGUCCGCGCAGGGCCCGGGUGGCGGAGAGACGGAGUGAAGACAGCGGAAGCAACCAAGGCGGGACAGACGGAUGCCGAAGUCAAGUCAGAAAAGCCUAGCGAGAACGCGACACCAGCAGCACAAGAGAGCCUUGAGCAGUUAGAGGCGGCAGUACUGGCAAGUGAGACGGACGACCAAGAAGUGAGCAAGGCGAGCGAGGCACCAGGUGACGGGAAGCUUCCACCAGAAACGGCAGAAGACUUGCGUCCAUUUCCACUAAAUCAGUACUUCCGCAGCCAGCCAGUACUCAGCGAAGACCUGCGAGAAGCGAUAUACCAAAGAGUGAAGAAGGAUGGCGCUACCGUGUCACUCGCUAGUGUCGAAUUUGGCGUCAGCAACGAGCGUGUUGGCGCCGUAGUGCGGCUAAAGCAGAUGGAGAAGGAAUGGAUAGCCCAGGGCAAAACACUCGCGCUACCCUACUCCAAAGCUGUACUAGCCAUGCUUCCAACGACGCCAUUUAUCAACACAUCGCUACCCAAGAACAAGGGCAAACGCCCAAUACCCCAUGAACCCAUUAAUGACUUGAUCGUUCACCCUGCGACUCGCCAGCAACUCUUUGUUCCCGUUGCCGAAUCGCGCCGUUUCACUCGUGUUGAUGCUGGCAAAGCGUUUGAUAACAAUCUGCUGCCUGCGGAUGCGCGUAUUCCUCAUCCCGAACUCGUACAUGCAGAGCGUGAACUCGAGAUGGGUCUUUCGGUGGCUCAGGGCGCUCAAGGUUGUGCCUAA